Sclerotinia sclerotiorum 1980 UF-70 is the source of this 897-nucleotide messenger RNA. RefSeq lists its product as hypothetical. The transcript has 3 exons. Gene Ontology annotation, molecular function: hydrolase activity, acting on carbon-nitrogen (but not peptide) bonds, in linear amides. Bases 1 to 897 code for a protein of 298 amino acids. NCBI's taxonomy places the organism in Eukaryota, Fungi, Ascomycota, Leotiomycetes, Helotiales, Sclerotiniaceae. The record is from RefSeq and is a predicted model, not a curated record.
AUGAACUAUCUCGCUCCUACGGACUACAACUAUGAAAAAGCGGUAGCAUUCAUCAGAGAUGCCGCUUCUCAGGGAUGUGACCUUGCCGUGCUUCCAGAAUAUCACCUUACUUCAUGGGUCCCGGAUGAACCUGAAUUUCUUUCACUAUGUCACCACGAUGUCACAUCGAAAUACGUCUCCGGUUAUCAAUCUCUCGCCUCUGAACUCAAAAUAUCCAUCGUCCCAGGCACAAUCUGCACCUUGCACCCCGAAACAUCCCUCCUCCACAACACAGCACAUUUCAUAUCCCCAGAAGGCAAAAUUCUCUCUUCCUACACCAAAAAGAAUCUCUGGCAUCCAGAACGUCCACACCUAACAUCAUCAACCCAUGACCCACACACCACUUUUGAGUCUCCGCUCGGUAAAAUCGGAAUGCUUAUUUGCUGGGAUGCCGCGUUUCCAGAAGCUUUCCGGGAGCUCAUUUCUCAAGGCGCAAAACUCAUCAUCAUUCCCACGUUCUGGACUCUUAGCGACUGUACACCCGCAGGCUUGGCACGCAACCCGCUUUCCGAAGAAUUAUUUGUUCAAUCUAUGUUAACCUCCAGAGCAUUUGAAAAUACCUGCGGAAUUGUGUUCUGUAAUGCCGGAGCACCAAUACGAAAGGGUAAAGAGAAUGCAGGAUUUCUGGGUAUCAGUCAAGUUACCGUACCAUUUCAAGGAGCCUUGGGUAGAAUGGGACGAGAGGAGGGGAUGAAUGUGGUAGAGCUGGAUAUGCAGAUUUUGGAAGAGGCGGAAGAAGCAUAUAAGGUGCGUAUGGAUAUGGAAGGGAAGGAUUGGCAUUAUGCACAUACUCUGAAAAGAACAAUUAGCAAUGAAGGAACUGAGGGCCUUUUUAAUCAAAAUCCAUUUUUUCAAUAA